GUUUGAAAAACUGUGUGAUUUAAUUGAGUUGGAACAAUUCAAGACUUCUGUUUCAGACGCUGUUGCUACGUAUAUCACCGAGCGAAAAGUAAGUACCGCUUCCGAAGCUGCUAUUUUGGCAGAUUCAUUCGUUUUGAUUCAUAAAGGGAUGGCAACUUCGAAUCGUUUCCGUGGUGAUUCGCCUCGUAACUAUUUUUCUCCGCACUCUCCACUUAAACCAAUUGGUGUGGAGGGUCACCCACCCGUUAGGGGGAGAGAUGUUCCUGGCACAGACGGUAAAUUUGACAUAACUAGAGUUUGUUAUGUGUGCCAUGACAGGGGACAUUUUAAAGGUGAAUGUCCUGGAAACAGGUUUCCAACUAAGGCCUCGCCAAAACCCUUUUCUUCCGGCCCCUCUAGCUCGAAACCCGUUGCGUUAGUUUCGGUUACGCAUUCGCCCUUUAAUUCUUCGGGUUCAGCUUCACCUCCGGACUCUAAGUGGAUAUUGCAGGAAGCUAAAACAUCUAAAAUUAACCCUAGUUACUCUCCGUUCAUUUCUGAUGGUUCAGUAGCUCUCUUGGGGGAUGACAAUGAAGUCCCUGUAAGGAUACUGAGAGACACAGGUGCGUCUCAGUCUCUGAUACUGGCUGAUGUGUUACCAUUUUCCCCCAAGUCCUUCAGUGGAGAUAGUGUAGUUAUUCGUGGUGUUGCUGGUCACGUGGUUGUACCUAGGCAUCACCUUGUUCUCCACUCUGAUUUUGUCAGUGGGGAAGUGGUGCUUGCAGUUUGCCCUGAAUUUCCGAUGGGUGACAUAACCUUAAUUCUGGGGAAUGAUCUUGCGGGACCGCAUGUCACUGGAAUGUCGCCGCCUUUUUUGGUAUCCUCCAGUCCGUCAGGGGAAUCGGACGACGCGGGGGCGGGUUUUCCUGAUGUUUUUACUGCUUGUGCUGUAACCCGCUCUAUGGCGCGCAAUAAUAUUCCCUCUGAGUCGGGUCCACGUGCACGGAAAAAUAGUUCUCAGUAUGAUUUGGGUGAUACAUUUUUUGUAAAAAUUGACUCUGAUUCGAUGGCUUCAUCUGUACGUACGCCUGAAGUUGCUGAUUCUAAGAGCAACACUUGUCUCUCUUUGGGUCCUUUAACGAAUGUCUCUCGUGGUGAGUUGAUCGAGGAGCAAAGAGCGGAUGAUACCCUGACGAAAUUGUUUCAGUAUUCACGUCCUAGUGUUGGUUUUGGUGAUCUUAAGUUGGAUGUAAUACCCCCUGAUACUGCUGACAAAUCAGGGAAGCCAAAAUCGUAUUAUUUUACUCAGGAAGGCUUAUUACAGCGCAGGUGGACAUGGGUAAAAGAGUCAUUCGUAGGUGAGGCUACGCAGGUGGUCAUCCCCGCUAAAUAUAGGGAAGCUGUAAUUAGACUUUCCCAUAACGAAACUGCUGGGCAUUUGGGAAUAAGAAAGACUUAUGACCGGAUUUUGCGUAGGUUUUUCUGGCCGGGUGUAAAAAAAGAUGUGGCCAAAUAUAUUAAAUCCUGUCAUACGUGUCAAAUUACCAGUAAACCGAAUCAGAGAGUACCUGCUGCUCCUCUUUGUCCAAUACCGGCGUUGGAAACUCCGUUUACCCAUCUACUUGUAGACUGCGUUGGACCUCUUCCGGUCUCACGUAGUGGGCAUCCUUAUUUGUUAACCAUCAUGUGCCAAUCUACCCGUUACCCUGAAGCUUAUCCGUUGCGUUCAAUAACCACAAAGUCUGUUUUGAAGGCUCUGACACAUUUUAUGAGUAUUUUCGGCAUUCCGAAAGUUCUUCAAACAGACCAAGGAUCAAACUUCUGUUCCAAACAGUUUGCUAGAAUGUUAAAACAGUUAAAAGUUCAGCACAAUAAAUCUAGUGCCUACCACCCCCAAAGCCAGGGCGCCCUCAAACGUUUUCAUCAGACUUUAAAAUCCCUCUUGCGUUCAUAUUGUACGGAGAUGGGUCGUGAUUGGGAGGACGGUCUGCCUUGGCUGAUGCUGGCUGUUCGAGAGGUUGCCCAGGAAAGUAUGGGAUUCAGUCCUAACGAACUUGUAUUUGGACACUCUGUCCGUGGUCCCACUGCUGUGGUUGCCGAUGAGUGGAAAUCCACUGAAGUCCCAGAGAACGUGCUGGACUACGUUAGUGAUUUCCGCCUCCGUUUGUACCGUGCUUGUGUAGCAGCUAAGCGGUCUCUGGGUAAGGCGCAGACAAAAAUGCAGCGCUUGUUUGAUAGAAACGUUAAAGAGCGCAGUUUUAAGGCCGGAGAUCAAGUGUUGGCCUUAUUGCCUGUAAUUGGUAGUCCCUUUCAGGCAAAAUUUGCGGGUCCGUAUGAGGUCGAAACAGUUAUUUCAGACCGAAAUUAUUUGAUUCGAACUCCCGAUCGACGAAAAAAGGCACAAGUCUGUCACAUUAAUUUGCUGAAGGCGUAUAACACAACCAACUCUGUUGAAGAAGUGACAACCCCUGUUGCUUCUGGUCCUGUGAAUAUGGCCAUGGUGUUUCCCGUUAAAGCUGUAGGCUUCAAUGUGGGCUGUGAUUCAGGUUCAGUGCCUAGCACGGACGUGCCUAAUGCUGUGAUUAGUCCAGUCUCCUGUGGGGGCGAGGAGGAUAUCACAAUGAGAGCUGAAGGCAUGUUUCAGGGCAGACUGGAAAACACAGCAUUUCUGAAAACAUUAGAGUCCCGGUUUGACCAUUUGUCUGCGGAACAACGUGCAGACUUGAUUGCAUUAAUUAAUGGUAAUUUAAGCAUAUUUACUGAUACGCCAACUUGCACACACGUCAUUGAGCAUGAUAUUGAUGUGGGCGCUGCAGCUCCCAUCAAACAGCGCUUUUAUCGUGUGUCCCUGACGAAACGAAAACAUCUGGAGGCAGAAAUAAAAUAUAUGCUGGACAACGGUAUUGCUGAACCAACAUCGUCGGCGUGGGCUUCGCCUUGCCUGUUGGUGAAUAAGCCUGACGGGUCUUUUCGGUUUUGUACCGAUUAUCGGAAAGUAAAUGCCGUGACAAAAGCCGACUGUUUUCCCUUGCCACGAAUGGAGGACUGUGUCGAUCAAGUCGGGCAAGCGGCAUUUGUGAGCAAACUUGAUUUGUUGAAGGGUUAUUACCAGGUGCCCUUAACUCAGCGUGCCCGUGAAGUAUCAGCAUUCGUAACUCAUUCCGGACUAUAUGCUUACUCCGUUAUGAGUUUUGGGUUAAAAAACGCGCCGGCCACUUUCCAGCGCCUUAUGAAUAAGAUAUUGGAUGGUCUUGAUGGUUGCGCAGCUUACCUCGACGACGUGGUGGUGUUUAGCGACACUUGGCCUGAACAUGUACACCGUCUCGGUGCCCUGCUCGACCGUUUUUCCAAUGCUGCGUUGACUGUAAAUCUAGCCAAGUGCGAGUUUACCCAGGCUACAGUCACUUAUUUAGGUAAAGUGGUAGGACAGGGAAAGGUUUGCCCUGUUAGGGCCAAAGUUUUAGCCAUUGAUAAUUAUCCACCUCCAAAGUCCAAAAAAGAUUUGAUGCGGUUUUUGGGUAUGAUUGGCUAUUACCGCGGAUUCUGUAAAAAUUUUUCCACAGUCGUAGCGCCUUUAACGAACUUGUUAAGCGGUAAAGUCUCUUUUGUGUGGACCAAGACUUGUCAGGAGGCUUUUGAAGCGGCCAAGUCCUUACUGUGUCAUGCACCAAUUCUUUCUGCUCCGCGAUACGAUAAGCCAUUCAUAUUGUACGUGGAUGCUAGCCAGGUGGGCGCAGGAGCUGUCCUUAUGCAGUCAGGCGAGCAGGGUAUAAAUCAUCCGGUAGGGUUUUUCUCACGCAAGUUUAAUAAACAUCAAUUAAACUAUUCCGUGAUUGAGCAGGAAGCCCUCGCUCUUAUCUGGGCGUUACAACAUUUCGAAGUUUAUCUGGAUUCUACCUCUAAUCCCCUUACAGUUUAUACUGACCAUAACCCUUUAACGUUUCUGCAUACGAUGCAGAAUUCAAACCAACGGCUCAUGCGCUGGUGUCUUUUCUUGCAGGGCCACUCCCUGCAGAUUCUACAUGUUAAAGGGCGGGAAAAUGUUCUCGCGGACGCCCUCUCCCGAGCCCCUUCAUAGAUACUCAAUUGUUUAACAGUGAAAAGUAUUGGAGUCGGCCAGUGUGUGCGGUGCACCCCUUUCUAAUUGAGAGCACCUGGGGGUAAACCCUAUAAUAAGGAAGCCCCAGUGCUUUCUGGGCCGCUUUUCUCUUUCUUUCUCACUCUGUUCCAGGUAAUCCUGCACCAGGUCUGGCGGUUGGACGGCCCGCAGGUUUUUCCCUUCACCCUCUUUUCUUCACAGGUUUUGCGUGGUACAUUCACAUCCCAUAUUUGCACACGCGCAUCCACACACAUUUAAUACAAAUACCCUACAUUUCACUCAUACAUGUAUCAUUGUUUUCGUCUUAAUAAAUAAUUCCUUUGUUUAAAAGUAUACCUUGUUGUGUUGUCUCCCUUUUUGUCACGACUAUAGCUUAUGUCGUAACACAGUGGAGCUCAGUGAUCUUCAACAGAAGUACUUGAGACAUAAACAGAGUCAAUACUGGGACAGUUGUUCCCUUUCAUAAAUGAAAUGUCAUGAAAAUGAAAUUGUCAUUUCCAGUGAUAAUUGUACAAAAUAUUGUAUUUGUAUCCUCAUCUCUAGGAUUCUGGAUGUGUAGUUAUGGUAGUAGUCUUCUUUACCAUUAUAUGAGAAAGUUAAAAAUUCUUUUGUCUUUUUCCAUUUUCAUGCAACCCCAGAUAUGCAGAAUUGGAAAAGAAAAAAGACAUACAAAACGAGUGUGCCCGGAGAGGUGUUAGAGGUAUCCUGCAGUACACCUGUGCAACUCAGCACCUCACAGACCAGUGAAGAGACAACCCUUCCAUGCCCAGAUGGAAAGACUCUUUCAAGAGAUGGCUGCUUGAAAAAGGUGUGCCGGAACCAGAGGUGGCUGCUCGCAGCCGUAAAAUUGGGCAGUAUGUCUCUGAAAAAAUCAUGGACAUUAACAAAUCAAUAAAAAGGAUCUAAUACAUUUA
Molecule: messenger RNA, 4992 nt
Organism: Anguilla anguilla (European eel)
Lineage: Eukaryota; Metazoa; Chordata; Actinopteri; Anguilliformes; Anguillidae
Exons: 4
Coding region: 149-4057 (1302 amino acids)
Biological process (GO): proteolysis; DNA integration
Molecular function (GO): zinc ion binding; aspartic-type endopeptidase activity; nucleic acid binding
Source: RefSeq, a predicted model, not a curated record